AAACAAUGAGUUCAAAAAUACACUUAGUUGAUGUGGAAAAAGAUGCUUUCUCAAAUGCUAUUUCUGAGAUUGAAAUUCUGAAGAGAAGAAAGAAAGAAGAAAUAGAGAAACAACAAGUUCUUGAAAUACAGGAACUUGAAAAAAAGAAAAUAUAUGCUCAAGCAGCUGAAUCUGCUGUCUCUAAACCUGCUGUCUCAAAACCUGCUCAAAAUCCUGAGAAAACUGAGAAGAAUACUGCUCAUGCCUCUAUUCAUAGAAAAGUGGAAAAGAAAAUGCAAAAAGAGAAAAACUUUCAAAUCUCCAGAAAUAGAAGACUCAUUCUCAAAGUCUCAAACCAGGACAUUCUGCAAAGAAACAAGCUAAACUCAAAUCUCAUUUUCAGAAUCAGAAAUGAAAUUAAUCAGCAGUUCUUUUCUCAGUUGAUGACUGAUAUUGAAGUUCAAAAACCAGUUAUAGCUUCAAUUGAGCCAUCAUUCUUUGAAAACUCCAUCAUUCUGACUACAAUGCCUGAAUUCAGUGCUGAAUUCCUUAUUCAGAAUGAGAAUCUCUGA
Molecule: messenger RNA, 551 nt
Organism: Blastomyces gilchristii SLH14081
Lineage: Eukaryota; Fungi; Ascomycota; Eurotiomycetes; Onygenales; Ajellomycetaceae
Exons: 2
Coding region: 6-551 (181 amino acids)
Source: RefSeq, a predicted model, not a curated record